This is a messenger RNA of Clonostachys solani, 1467 nucleotides long. The record is from the annotation of a GenBank genome assembly. NCBI's taxonomy places the organism in Eukaryota, Fungi, Ascomycota, Sordariomycetes, Hypocreales, Bionectriaceae.
UUCUCGGCUCUACCAUGCUCGGCCAUUUCCCGGCAUCGAACUUUUGCGACGGUCUCAAAUGUACAGGGCGAUGGACUGGGACCAUUACAAGAAUAUGAUCGCCGUGUUGAAACGGGCGCAUUGAGGAAUGAUGAGCACCAGAGAGGUAUCAUCGAGAACCUCCAGCAUCUCCACGACGAAUUACGAAACUACCAUGCGACGCCCGUGCAGCGCCCAAGCCUAGAGCUACUUAAACCAGCCAAGAAGUCGGUAUUCUCUUCCUUGUUUGGUCAACAAAAAUCAAAAGAGAGUGCCAUUGGUGAAAUUCCCACCGACUUGCCGAGGGGACUAUACCUAUAUGGCGACGUGGGCAGCGGCAAGACCAUGCUGAUGGAUCUGUUUUAUGACACCCUCCCGCCCUCGGUUAAGACCAAGACUCGGAUACACUUCCAUAAUUUUAUGCAAGAUGUGCAUAAAAGGUUACACAAAUUGAAGAUGGAGCAUGGGACUGAUGUCGAUGCUGUACCGUUCGUCGCUGCGGACAUUGCCCAGCAAGGAAAUGUUCUGUGCUUUGACGAAUUCCAAUGCACAGACGUCGCAGACGCGAUGAUCUUGAGAAGACUAAUGGAGUGUCUCAUGUCCCAUGGCGUGGUGUUGGUGACAACCUCUAACCGUCACCCAGAUGAACUGUACAAGAACGGUAUCCACAGAGAAUCAUUUAUCCCUGCUAUCACUCUCCUCAAGACUCGUCUCCAUGUCAUCAACCUCGACUCUCCAACAGACUAUCGCAAAAUUCCUCGGCCACCAUCUGAUGUGUACCACACACCCCUUGACGCACAUGCAAACUCCCACGCAGAGAAGUGGUUUCGCUUCCUUGGUGAUGCAGAGAACCCGGAGCCGCAUUCCGAGACGCAAUCAGUCUGGGGACGCGAUAUCCUUGUCCCCCGUGUGAGCGGGCGGUGCGCUUGGUUCACAUUUGACGAGCUGAUCAGGCAGCCCAAGUCAGCCGCCGACUACUUGGAGUUGGUACGGCAUUACGAUGCUUUCGUCGUCACUGAUGUACCAGGAAUGAACAUCCAGCAACGUGAUUUAGCCCGCAGAUUCAUUACCUUCAUCGACGCAGUAUACGAGGGACACUCCAAGCUUGUCCUCACCACCGAGAAGCCACUCGCGGAACUCUUUGUUACCAAGGAUGAGAUUGCCGAAAGCCUCUUGAAGCAAAACCCAAAGAGUGGCUCUAACGCUAUUGAGGAGUCAACCGAGAAUCUCAUGGGUGACAUCCAGAACAGCGUCGAGAAGCUAAAGGAUUCAGAUCUCUUCGCGGGUGCAGAGGAAGCGUUUGCCUUCGCUCGAGCACUCAGUCGCCUGACCCACAUGCAGAGCAAGGAAUGGGUCGAGCGCGGACUGGGUCUGGAGUCAAAGGGCGGAAAGCCGGAGAAAGACAGCUGGACCAAGACCAGGAGCCGCCAGUACGAAGAUUCCAUGUGA